Messenger RNA from Trichomonas vaginalis G3, 638 nucleotides. RefSeq names its product phage tail repeat-like family. The annotation marks the transcript as partial. The transcript has a single exon. The record is from RefSeq and is a predicted model, not a curated record. Gene Ontology annotation, molecular function: site-specific DNA-methyltransferase (adenine-specific) activity. Lineage: Eukaryota; Parabasalia; Trichomonadida; Trichomonadidae.
AUGAAUUUUACAAAACCACCGUUACCCUUCUUUGGAAAUAAGAGUAGAUGUAAAGAUAUUCUAUUGAGAGAACUUAAGAAACUACCGAAUGGUCUAACAUUUGUAGAUUUGUUCGGUGGAAGUUUCUAUAUAUCUCAUUUGUGCCAUACUGUAUUUCCUGACUCAAAGAUUAUAUGCAAUGACUUCGACAACUAUAUGAACCGUCUCAAACAUAUACCAGACACUAACAAAAUAUUGAGUGAGUUGAAAGAAAAGAUACCUAUAGGUAAGAUGGAACGUAUACCAUUAGAUAAGAAAAAUACUGUCAGAGAGGUUUUGAAAAAAGCAGAGUAUAUUGACUGGGAUAGUAUAUCUUCUAGACUAUUGUAUAGUGGUUCUAUAAGAGUUCAUGACAUUGAAACACUUAUGUCAAACGUUUUAUAUCUUAACUAUACAAAGGUUUUCAAAGAGAACAUAGAAAAAUAUACUGAGGGUAUAGAGUUUGUGAGAUGUCGUUGGACAGAGUUGUAUGAAAAAUAUAAAAACAAGGAAAAUGUUUUCUUUAUAGUAGACCCGCCGUUCUAUAACACAUACGAUUUUCAAUACCAAGUAGACUGGACUUUGAGAGACUCUUUAGAAACUUUAGACGUUUUACAUAA